AUGUAUCUACACAACUGGAGUAUUCUCCAUAAUAUCCACCUCAAAAGCGGUGGCUUCCGUGGUGGUGGUGACCGUGGCGGCCGCGGUGGUGGUCGCGGCGGUGGCCGUGGUGGCCGUGGUGCUCCCCGUGGUCGUGGUGGCCGCGGCGGUGGCCGUGGUGGUGCCGCUGGUGCCAAGGGCGGUGCUAAGGUCGUCAUUGAGCCCCACCGUCACGGCGGUGUCUUUGUUGCCCACGGUGGUAAGGAGGAUCUGCUGGUCACCAAGAAUUUGACCCCCGGCGAGGCCGUGUAUGGCGAGAAGCGCAUCUCCGUCGAGGGCCCUGCCGGCGAUGACGGUGCUGUUACCAAGAUCGAGUACCGUGUGUGGAACCCCUUCCGUUCCAAGCUGGCUGCCGGUAUCCUGGGUGGUCUCGACAACAUCUACAUGAAGCCUGGCAGCAAGGUCCUCUACAUUGGUGGUGCCAGCGGAACUUCUGUCUCUCACGUCGCUGAUAUUGUUGGUCCUACCGGUAACGUCUACGCCGUUGAGUUCUCUCACCGCUCCGGUCGUGACCUGAUUGGCAUGGCCACCCACCGUACCAACGUAAUUCCCAUUGUUGAGGACGCUCGUCACCCCCUCCGUUACCGCAUGCUCAUCCCCAUGGUCGAUGUCAUCUUCGCCGAUGUUGCCCAGCCCGACCAGGCCCGCAUCGUCGGCCUGAAUGCCCACAUGUUCCUGAAGGACCAGGGUGGUGUCCUUGUCUCCAUCAAGGCCAACUGUAUCGACAGUACCGCUGCCCCCGACGUUGUGUUCGCCAGUGAGAUCCAGAAGAUGCGUGGCGAGAAGAUCAAGCCCAAGGAGCAACUGACUCUGGAGCCCUUCGAGCGUGAUCACUGCAUUGUCGGCGCCGUCUACAACCGCUCCUCAUAA
This is a messenger RNA of Penicillium argentinense, 909 nucleotides long. RefSeq names its product rRNA 2'-O-methyltransferase fibrillarin family protein. Bases 1 to 909 code for a protein of 302 amino acids. The record is from RefSeq and is a predicted model, not a curated record. Gene Ontology annotation, cellular component: nucleolus; small-subunit processome; box C/D methylation guide snoRNP complex. Lineage: Eukaryota; Fungi; Ascomycota; Eurotiomycetes; Eurotiales; Aspergillaceae. Gene Ontology annotation, biological process: rRNA methylation; box C/D sno(s)RNA 3'-end processing. The transcript is spliced from 3 exons. Gene Ontology annotation, molecular function: histone H2AQ104 methyltransferase activity; rRNA methyltransferase activity; RNA binding.